CUCCUGGGCCCCUGGCUUCCUUUUCUGCACCCAAAGGGGUGGGUCCAGCAGUUCCCCCUUCCGCAAGGCUCCCUCCCUCGCCCCUUGCCGGGCUCUCGGGCUGCAGCCUGUGCAUAGCUGCCCCUAGGAGGAGGCCUGGAGCUACUGCCCCGGCCCACGUGGUUGCUGCGGCCAUGCUGAGGACGCUGCCCCGCGCCCUGCGCCCCCUGACCCCCGGCUGGACCCUGGCCCGCGGCUGGGCCUCGGGGGACGCGGCUCAGAGCGCCGAGAUCCAAGUGCGCGCCCUGCGAGGGGACCGGGAUGCAGGUAUCACUGAGAUUCUGAUGAACAGACCUCACACCCGAAAUGCUCUGGGCAAAGUCUUCGUCAGCCAGUUGUCGGAUGCCCUGGACGAGCUUCGCCUGGACAGAAGCGUCCGAGUGGUCGUGUUUAAGAGCUGUGUCCAGGGGGUGUUCUGUGCAGGUGCGGACCUGAAGGAGAGGGAGCAGAUGAGCGAGCCCGAGGUGGCCGCCUUCGUGCACAAGCUGCGGGCUCUGAUGAACCAGAUCGCCACGUUCCCUGCGCCCACCAUCGCGGCCCUGGAUGGAUUCGCCCUGGGCGGGGGGCUCGAGCUGGCCUUGGCCUGUGAUCUCCGAGUGGCAGCUUCCUCCGCCGUCAUGGGACUGAUAGAGACGACGCGAGGACUCCUUCCAGGGGCAGGGGGAACCCAGCGCCUGCCUCGGUGUGUGGGGGUGGGCCUGGCCAAGGAGCUCAUCUUCACCGGGCGCCGCAUCAGCGGAGAAGAAGCGAAGGCCAUCGGGCUGGUGAACCAUGCGGUGCCUCAGGACCAGGAGGGCACCGCAGCCUACCGCAGGUCCCUGGAGCUUGCCAGGGAGAUCGUGCCACAGGCCCCCAUCGCAGUGAGAAUGGGAAAAGUGGCCAUUGACAGAGGAAUGGAGGUGGACAUCUCUUCCGGAAUGGCCAUCGAAGGAAUGUGUUAUGCCCAGAACAUCCCAACUCGGGACCGGCUAGAAGGCAUGGCGGCCUUCCGGGAGAAGCGGCCGCCCCGUUUUGUUGGCGAGUGACAAGCGUAUUCCCUGCAGCCUUGGCCCCUGGGGGGACGCACUUAGAAAAGUCGGCUCUUGAGAGCAUGUGCUUUGUUUCCCCAUAAAAUCCUUCCCCCUGGUCAGUAACGGCUGUGGUUCACCUUCCCUCCGGAUCACUGCUUUGCAUCUUACGGGGGUGGAAGAGCUCAGGAGACUCGGACCCCUCUCUGGGUUUCAGCAGUAAUAAGUAGCAUUUCGAUCGCACCUUCAUUUGAUCUCCACAAUCAUCCUGGGAGCGCGAUGCUAUUAUUAUUCCCAUUUAACUGAUGAAGAAACUGAGGCCCAGAGAGGCUAAGGGACAUGCCCGGGUCACACAGCUAACAAGUAUCAGAAGUAAGAUUCAGACACUGCAGCCUCCUGCUUGGACAGACACACAUGCAAGCUCUGGUACUUUCUUUGAAAAAAGACAGCUCGCCUUCCACCUUAGAAUCAAUAGCACGUAUUGGUUCCAAGGCAGAAGAGCGGUCAGGGCUAGCCAGUGGGGGUGAAGUGACUUGCCCAGGGUCACCCAGCUAGCACGUGUCGGAGGCCAGAUUUGAAGGCCCAGUAUUUUCUAACCCGAUCUCCCUGCCGUUGGGGAAAAGCGAAAGGCCUGGCUCUUGGCCAGGACCCCCAGAAAUGGCCUGGCACGUGAAGCCUAUUCCCAGUCCCUCCACCCCCAUCCCUUAGAAGUUCUGGCUGCCGGACCGCCUGGGGACCAAGUCUGGCCCAGCAGGAAAUAAGACAAUUGGGCCGAGGGAGAGCGGCCUGGCAGGCAGUGCCGCCCUCCUUGUGGCUGGACAUCUACAGCUGUCCAUCUACAAAGGCAUCUACUUCUCCCCCUGCACCCCCCGGGGGGGGAGGGGGCCUUGUGGACCAGGCAGUGCAGCCCCCUCAUUACCGAGAGCCCUGGGGAGGCGCAAGAAUGGCAGAGGCAGAACCAGACACCCUCCUCUCCCGAGUCUCAGCACGGCUACCUAGUGAGGAGCCCAGCAUCCUCCAGAGAUGGCAGCUAAGCUCCCCCUGACCCCCAUCCCCUUAGCUGCAGCUCCAGAGCGCUCUAUGAGAAAGCACAGCUUCCGGCACUGAGGCAGCCACUUUCCCAGAACCAGCCUCCAGAACUGCCAUCUCCAGGAUCAACUCAGAAAACCAAGAAAAAGGACAGACAGGCCUCCAGGGAGGAAGAGGGCGAGAAGAGAGCUUAGAAUCACACCUUAAUUCAUCACUAUGUUACUAUAUAGUAUAGGCGAAUAAUGUCUUCCUCAAGUGGUGCCCUCCCUUCUGGCUGAGGCCGGUGAUUCCAUCUUCUCUGGUGGAUUGGCGGCCUCGUCAUCCCCAUUCUUACUUGACAUCAGUCUCUCCCUGCUGCCACGUAGACAAAGCCCUUUGCUCCAUCCUUCAAGGCCUGCUCUACCUGUCACACCCCCUUCUCUAACAGUCAUCCCCCUUGGAGAACCCCACUGCCUGAGAGAGAGCCAUGUCUGCAGCCGGGAAGUCCUGGGUUCAAACCUAGCCUCAGACACUUCCUAGCUUUGUGACCUUGGGCAAGUCACUUAUUGCCUAGUCCUUACCGCUCUUCUGCCUUGGAAUGGAUACUUCCUAUUGAUUCUAAGACAGCACUCCAGCUUAUGCAGCCCUUUACACCUCCUUCCCUCCCAGCCUUCUUACAUCCUGGCUCCCCAAGUAUUCUCUCAGCCAGUGAUCUGACCUUGCCUGACUGACUGUGCCUUCGCCUCGGUCAUCUACCAAGUCUCCAGUUUCUGGCUUCCUUCAAGGAAGUCCCAGCUAAAGUCCCUUCUCAGUCCUCCUCAAUCUUCGAUCCUUCCACUGAGAUUCUCUCCAAAUCUUGUUUGUAGCUAGUUGUUUGAUGUUGCCUUCCUUUUCUCAGAUUCUAAGAUGGAAGGUAAGAGGGCAAGAAAAAGAGACAAGGAAGGAAGGAAGGAAGGAAGGAGGGAGGGAGGGAGGGAGGGAAGGAAGGAAGGAAAGAAGGAAGGAAGGAAGGAAAGGGAAGGGAGGUGUUUUCUAUCUGUUUUUCAGAACUGACUGACCCCAAUGAAUUGGAGUUCAAAUGGUGUGGUUUUUGGUACCAGUAAUGCUUCCUUUGUCCUGUAUCAGUUUACAUAAGGCGGCCUAUGCUUCUCUGAAUUCCUCAUGUAGUAAUAUUCACCAUACUUAGAUACUAUCAUUUACUCAGCCAUUUCCCAAUGGGCGGCUGAUUUUGUUGGUUUUUUUGCCAUCAUUAAAAAAUGCUAUGACAUCAUGGCACACAUAGGGAGCUUUUCUGUCUGCCUUAGACAUUCUUGAGUUAAGUCUAGGCAGGGACCAUGGCUUUUGCCAUUUCUUUGAUUCCCUGAGCUUAAUCCAGUGCCUGACACACAAGAGGCACUUUAUAAAUGUACACUUGACUGAACAAAUUCAAUAGUCCAAAAAAAGUUGCCGCUAAAUGCUAAGCACGGCAGUCAAAUUCUCUGGAGAGAGCUGCAUGGAAGGAAGUUAAAGGUGAAAAGGCAGGCAAGAUGGGAAGGAACUGGGCUGAUGAGAUUUCAAUGCCAAACAAGACUUUGUUUGAUUCUGGUGCCCGCUAGAUGUUUCUCAGGUUUGUGGAGCAGGACAGACCCAUGCUUUAGGAAAAAGUGCUUUGGCAGCUAAAUGGAGACAAGGAGACCAAUGAGGCAAUAGGAGUGGUCCAGGAAAAAGGUGAUAAAAGGCCUGAAUUCUUGAGAUUAUUUCCAAUUUAUCCUAUCUUCUUUGUACACAGUUGUUGACAUGUUUUCCUCCCCUCUUGGACUGGGAGCUCCUGGGCAGGGGCUAUUUUUUUCUCUUUGUACCUUCAGUGCUUAGUACAGUGCCAGGCACACAAUAGGAGCAUAGUCAAUGCCAGUUCGAUGAGAUAGGACCUAGGAUUGGGGUUGUGUGAGUAGAGAAGGCCCUGCACAUGGAAAAGGAGGGAACUUAUAAAGACAGAAUGACAAGGUCUGACAAUAGACACAUGGGGUAUGAGUAAAAAUUCUAAGGGGAUACCAAGAUUGGAAUCCUGAGUGACUGAAAAAUGAUGGUGCCUUAGCAAUAAUUGGGAAGAGAUUUGGGAAGAAAAAUCCUAAGUUCAGCUUGAGAUGGCCUAUGGAAAUAUUUGGAGAGGCAAGGCUUGACCUGAGAAUCAUCUAUAGUUGUAAGGGGGGGAUAUUUUUAAAAGGGUUGGACUUGAUUAUUUAAGAAUGGUCGACAGGAAUUUAAUUCCAAAAGAGAUUUAUUUUACAAUUUAUUUACAAAACAUAGAGAAGAAUGAAGGAAAUCAGAGAGAGGGGAUAAGGUAAGAUAUCUAGCCUAAGCACUAAGUAAUUUACUUUUGCCCCACCCCCACCUCCCUUUUACAUCUACCAAUCACAGUUUACACUUUUGCUUUUAGGACUGCUGUGGGGCAGUCAGUUGAUUUUGAUUCGUCACCCACUAUUUCACACAUGGGUCACAGACUUCCCACUUAAUGUGGAAAUGGGGUGUUUACACCUUUGGUGAUUAAAUCUAAAAAUAGGCACGGGUUACAAUUUAAUCUUCAUAGUCAGGGGAGAGUUAAUUAAUUUCAUUGUAGAGUUAAAUUUAAUAUCCACAUAGUCAAUGCAGGAGAGCUGAUGAGGUCACUGACUGAGAUAAUAUAAGACUAGCAGAGGAAGGCCAUGGACCUCUUGGGAGACACCCAAGAUGAGGGGCAUGACCUCCAGGAAGGAGAGGACAAUAUCCAGGAUGAGAAAGAAAUCAAAGAUUGCACAGAGAGCUCCAAGAGAUAAGUAUUAGAUUUGGCAAUGAAAUUGUCAUUGGUAAUGGAAGGGAAAACAAACAGCUUUGGAUUAUUUCUCAAGGAUAAAAUAGAAAUAGAAAUGUUUCCCAUCUUCCUCCUGGGUGAGAUCCAUUUUGAAUAUAGACUGAUGUCUAGUCAAUUGCCCCCAACAAAUUAAAUCUUGCUAUUUCUUGGUUAGCAGAUCAUUCCUGGGGAAACCUGGCAUCAGCAGCUAGCAGGAGUCAAAUUGCCAGGCUUCUUCCCAGCCCAUCCACUUAGACCCUUCUGCAGCCUUUGACAGAGUGGAUCACUCUUCUUGGAUUCUCUCCUAGUUCUACCAGUCUAACCUCUUUUUAUUAGUCUUCUUGGCUGGAUCUUCAACUAGGUCACACCAUGUGAGUGUCUCCCAAAAUUCCAUCCCAGGCCACAUUUUCUAUGCCAACCACAUUAUCUUCCUUGUAAUCUGCUCAGGAUUCUCUGUCCUAUUUGUUAAGCCUAACCAGAGUCUCCUCUCAGCCUCACAUCACCUAUUAUCUAUUAAAUCUUAAACUGGAAAUAUUAAAACCAUGUCCAAAAUAAUAACAGCUAACAUUAGAGAUGGUUACCAAUAGAAAGGCUUCUCUCCUCUGCCACUAGCCCCCACUUUGGUGCUGGCCCUCAUCACCUCCUAUCUGAUUACUGCAGUAACUGCUGGGGAGGGUCUGCCCACUUUGAAUCUCUCCCUGCUCCAAUCCAUGUUCUACUCAGCUGCCAAAAUGGUCAUCCUGAAAUACAGCCAAGUAUGCCAACCCUCAUCACCUGCAGUGGUUACUUACUCUCUCCAGGAUCAAAAUGAAGUCCUGUUUGGCUUUUAAAGCCCUGUGCAACCUGGCCCCUUCCUACUUAGCAGUCUUCAGACACUUUCUUCCCUCCAUGGACUCUACAAUCUGGUGAUGGAGUGCCUCAAACCCAUCACUCUUAUUUGCCAUCCUUUGGGCUUUCUCCCUGAUUUCCCACACCCCUGGGAAACUUUCUUCCUUACCCUAUCUCCUGUCUGCCUUCAAGAUUCAGUUCGAAUACUCUCUCCUGCAGGUCUUUUCCAUUUCCCCGGGCUCUCCUCUAAACCCUCUAGGACUUUCCCUCAGAGAUUACUCCCCAUUUAUUCUGUAGGAAUCUUUUUUAAAAUUAGGUCUUUUUUAAAUAUCAUAAUUGUUCCCCACCCUCAGUAUCCUUCCCCUUUUCCUCUUAGGGAGCCAUCCCACAAUAGUACUUUUUAAGACAAAAAAAGAGCAAAAGAAUAAGAUCACUGCAUCAACUAAAUAUGAGAAUGCAUGCCAUAUGCCCCAUGUGUGGGCCUCCCUCCCACUUCUGCAAGGGAUGAGGUAGAAGUGUCUCCUGAUGUCCUUUUCUUUGUGAUUUUUUAACAUUCCCUUUUGAUUGUAUUUGCUCUUCCUAUUUACACUGUAGUCCCUAUAUAGUUGGGGGCUUUAAACUGCAUCAGUUCUGUAGAUCUGUCCACACUUCUCUAUAUCAGCACAUUUGACAUUUCUCAAGCCACAGUAAAAUGGACAGCCAGCUAGGUUCAAAUCCAGCCUGUUACUAGCUGGGUGACCCUGAGCAAGUUACCAAACCUGUUCCGAGUUUCCCCAAUGGAAAAUAGGAAAACAAUUUUUGUUUCCAGUCCUUUGAUGUCACAAAAAAAUUUGGGGGACUUUGCAAGAACCUACUUGAUUGGGAAAUCUAGUAAUGGAAUCUCUGGGUCAAAGGUUAUGGACAAUUUAGUUGCUUUUAUUUCAUAAUUCCAAACUGCCUUCCAAAAUGGUGGCUGGGGUCAUAAAAAGGACAGGAUGAAGAGACUUGAAGAAGAGGAAUGAAAGUCACCUGGCAGAUAACUGGGUGAAUGAGAAGGAAGAUGCUUAUCAAGUUGCACAGCUGGGUGACUGGAAGGGGAAUGGUGGCUGAGCCAGAUGGACAAUUCAGUGGUUCACAGAACCAAGUCUGAAGGGACCUCAGGGUCAACAUCAUUACCAUUAUUAAACAGACCUCAGUUUACACAAAGAGA
Molecule: messenger RNA, 6877 nt
Organism: Monodelphis domestica (gray short-tailed opossum)
Lineage: Eukaryota; Metazoa; Chordata; Mammalia; Didelphimorphia; Didelphidae
Gene: ECHDC2
Product: enoyl-CoA hydratase domain containing 2
Biological process (GO): fatty acid beta-oxidation
Cellular component (GO): mitochondrion
Molecular function (GO): catalytic activity
Source: RefSeq, a predicted model, not a curated record